AUGCAGCGGCAGCCGAACGGGACGUACGAGGAGGUCCUCGCGCUCGCUUGCGAGAUGAACGUGUGGCGCACGGUGGAGACGCUGCUCUCGAGCAGCAAGACGAUCAACGAGGCCGCCGCCGACGGCCGUCUGCGUGUCGUGGGGGCGCUGCUCGACGUGUCGUCGGGAGCGGUGCAGCUGAUGGGGCAGCACCCUUCGCUGGCGGAGCUUGUCAAGUCCACGCCGAGCGGCGACGUGGUGCGGACGGCGGAGGAUGCGCCGGUGCCGGCCGCCGAGGCCGCCGCCAUGCUCUAUGCGGGCAACCUGCGCUACGCGAGCGGUAAGGGCGGCUACAACCAAUUCUCCGGCGACCAGAAGCUGCUGUGCAAGCUGUGCGAGAGCGGGCAGAACCCCGUCUCCGUCAUCAUCGGCUGUGCCGACUCGCGCGCGCCGAUCGAGAUGCUCUUCGACAUGCGGCCGGGCGAUCUGUUUGUCCUGCGCAACGCCGGCAGGCUCGAGCGGCCUCCUCCCCGCAUGGGGCCCGCAUGGGGCAGCGAGAGGUCCUCAUGA
Messenger RNA from Emiliania huxleyi CCMP1516, 549 nucleotides. RefSeq lists its product as hypothetical. The record is from RefSeq and is a predicted model, not a curated record. Bases 1 to 549 code for a protein of 182 amino acids. The transcript is spliced from 3 exons. NCBI's taxonomy places the organism in Eukaryota, Haptophyta, Isochrysidales, Noelaerhabdaceae. Gene Ontology annotation, molecular function: carbonate dehydratase activity; zinc ion binding.